CACAUUCAAAAUGCUGUCAAAUAAUGAAAAAAAUUAACAAAAAUUGAAAGCAAAAUUACAGAAAUGUGAUACGAAAAAAUGUCUCAAUCGGCGUGCUUGAUGCUGGCAUCAAAACAGAAGGAAUAUAAAGCGAGUACAAAUAGUCUAUGUUUGAAAAGCUCUUCAGUGCUGAGCAGUUGUCGUAUCUGCCUGUCCUCCAUAUUCAAGCCCGCGUUGCUAACAUGCGGACAUAAGUUCUGCGAGAAUUGUUUAGAUGAUUAUUGGCGGGUGAAGGAGAAACCAAACUUCUUGAUAUGUCCUCUGUGCAGGGCACAGGUUUACAAUGUGGACUUUACGGAAACCGAACACGCUAAUAACUGUGCCAACUAUCUCAAUCUUUUCCCUUGUGACAGUAGGCCGAUUGACCGAACAGGCGAGACUUUUCCGUCUCAACUCAAUAGUUCGGUUGUAUACGUCACCCGGACUGUAGAGCUGCUCCUUGUAAACAGUAGUUCGUCGUGGCCAAAAUCUUUUGACUUUGCUGGUAAAUUUGAUUCUUUUUGUAAUGGGAAUGGGCCCCCAGGAGAAGCUAAGAAGAGGGUGGAAAAUGCUUCAUGCAUAUCAGCUAAAGAAGAGGGUCUGAAUCAACCUUCAAAAGAAUUUCGUAAAAACUUCAGUUUGUUGGAAACUGUGGAUGCAACCGAUACAAAUAAAUCAACGCUAAUUUAUUUCAAAAUUACAAUGAUGAUAUCAAUUGUUUACUAUUUACUUAUGUUAUGGUUGAAGCUACCGACUGAAGAUCUCUUCAGAUGGAAAUUGUGGUAUAAAAUGUAAUAAGCUAAAUAUUGAUAAAUUGUGAAUGGGUUGUGUUCAAAACUUGCUGCAUAAAUAAAAUGUUAAAAUAUGCUCAUUUCAUUUGCCUUAAACU
Messenger RNA from Chilo suppressalis (striped riceborer), 907 nucleotides. Lineage: Eukaryota; Metazoa; Arthropoda; Insecta; Lepidoptera; Crambidae. The record is from the annotation of a GenBank genome assembly.